Messenger RNA from Brachypodium distachyon (stiff brome), 2371 nucleotides. Its product is annotated as U-box domain-containing protein 43. Lineage: Eukaryota; Viridiplantae; Streptophyta; Magnoliopsida; Poales; Poaceae. The record is from RefSeq and is a predicted model, not a curated record. Gene Ontology annotation, molecular function: protein binding. Bases 216 to 2231 code for a protein of 671 amino acids. The transcript is spliced from 3 exons.
CUUGAGGCGGACAGACCCAAAGACAGCGACCCCCGGCGCUUCCCCGACCUCGGGCAGGUCGUCCCUCCCUCCCUCCCCCAUGGACGACUUGACCUCUUCUUCUUCCUGCCCUUCCCCUCCAGGCCCUCCUCCCUGCUGCUACACCAUCUCCACAUCUCCACCCUCCACGCCGCAUACACGUCCAACCAGCGCCGUCCGUUUCUCGGCGCCGCGCGAUGCCGAGGGCGGUGGUGGACGUGGAGGACCUCCUGGUGCGCGUCAAGAACGGCGCCGAGCCCGAGCUCGGCGAGGUGGCAAGGGAGGUGGCGCGGUUAGCGCAGGAGGGAAGGCUCGGGGAGGACGACGAUGAGGACGGGCUGCUCGUGCCGGCGCUGCUCGCGCGGCUCGCCGGCGCGGGCGACGCCGAGGCCAGGGUCAGCGUCAUGGCCGCGCUGCGGCGGCUCGCGGGCUGCGCCGGCGGCGGGAACAAGGAAAAGAUGGCAAGCAUUGAGGCGCUUUCAAGCAUUGUGCGUUCCUUGUCUAGAGAUGUUGACGAGAGAAAGGAAGCAAAUGCGCUACUGCUGGAUUUGUCAGACAUCCCACAGGUUCGGCAGAGGAUUGGCAGGAUCAAAGGGAGUAUUGUAAUGUUAGUCACAUUGAGGAAUGCACAUGAAUCAGGCACCCACCAUGACGACGCGGAGAAGUUGCUGCACAUUUUGUCAUCCAACCCACAAAAUGUGCUGCUGAUGGCAGAGUCUGGUUAUUUUCGACCAUUGAUACAUCACCUGAAUGAAGGUUCUGAUAUGAACAAAAUCCUAAUGGCAACCGCUAUUUCCAAAAUGUUCCUCUCUGAACAGAUGAAAUCUUCCCUUGGAGAAGAUGGAGCAGUUGAGCCCCUCGUGGAAAUGUUUAAAUCUGGAAACUUUGAAGCCAAGCAAUCAGCCCUUGGUGCCUUGCGUAAUCUCUCUAGUUCUCUACGAAAUGCAGAACUUUUGAUAAAUUCUGGCAUAACAAGACAACUACUCCAACUCCUUUUCUCUGUCACAUCAGUGCUCAUGACCCUUAGAGAGCCAGCCUCAGCUAUACUAGCAACUAUAGCACAAUCUGAUCGUAUCCUACUCCAUAAGGAUGCAGCUCCUCAGAUGCUCUCACUUCUUAACUUAUCGUGUCCAGUAAUCCAACUUCAUCUUCUAAGAGCCCUCAAUAGUAUUUGUGGACACACAAACGCUAAAAGGGCUAGAGCUAGAAUUAGACAAAAUGGUGGAAUGCAGCUCCUCCUGCCAUUCCUGACAGAAAAUAAUGUUGAUAUCAAAACUGCUGCUUUGAAUUUGAUGUUUCAUCUAUCAAAAGAUGCUUCGGCAGAAUUAGCUCAACAGGUUAAGGAGACCCAUCUUGAGAUUUUGGUGAAGGUUAUUUCUUCACCUGCAUCUGGAAGUGAGAAGGCUGCAGCUGUUGGUGUCAUAAGCAACCUCCCGGUGACAGACAAAAAAAUAACUGAGUUUCUGACACGAACGAACUUGCUUCCUCUUCUAAUCUCCUUACUGGAGGCAAAUAUCACAACAUCGUCAACACUUCAAAGGAUGUGGCUACUUGAGGGCAUUGUUGGUGUAUUAACUCGGUUCACCGUCCCUUGGGAUAAGAAACUGCAAAGCUUAGCGGUUGGACAUGGGGUAGUUCCUUGCCUUGUUAAGUUGCUUUCAGAAGGAUCAGUAAAUGCGAAAUCUAAAGCAGCGACAUCCUUGGCUCAACUGUCACAGAAUUCAGUAACAUUACGCAAGACAAAAUCAGCAAGGUGGCUUUGUGUUCCUCCAUCAGCUGAAUCUUACUGCAUAGUUCACAAUUACCAGUGCACUAUCAAAAGCACUUUCUGCUUAGUAAAAGCUGGUGCUGUCAGCCCUCUGGUCCAAAUACUAGAAGGCGAAGAGCGCGAAGCAGAUGGGGCCGUGCUGGAAGCAUUGGCUACUCUCAUGCAGGAUGAGAUUUGGGAACAUGGAGGCAUGGCGAUCGAGAAGGCAUCAGGUGUUCACGCUCUGCUGAGAGUCGCUGAAGCAGGUGGCUUGUCUUCCCAGGAGAAGGCGAUAUGGAUACUGGAGAGGAUCUUCCGACUUGAAGCUCACAGAGAGCAGUAUGGCAAAAUCGCGCAGGCGUUGCUCAUUGAUCUUGCUCAAAAAGGAGACCCUCUCCUGAAACCGAUAAUCGGCAAGAUACUUGCUCACCUUCAGCUACUGCAGACACAGUCGAGCUACUUUUGAGCACGAUGGACACACCUCUUGGCACGAGAUUUUUUUUCAGAGAUCUUACAUGCAGUGCCUGCAUUGAUUUAUUUUUUUUGUGUGUGAAGCUAUUAAUCAUGAAUUGAAGCAGAUACGCACAAAGAUGCAUACAUUGUUCA